Molecule: messenger RNA, 2109 nt
Organism: Lotus japonicus
Lineage: Eukaryota; Viridiplantae; Streptophyta; Magnoliopsida; Fabales; Fabaceae
Product: methionine--tRNA ligase, chloroplastic/mitochondrial
Exons: 12
Coding region: 82-1893 (603 amino acids)
Biological process (GO): methionyl-tRNA aminoacylation
Cellular component (GO): mitochondrion; chloroplast stroma
Molecular function (GO): methionine-tRNA ligase activity; ATP binding
Source: RefSeq, a predicted model, not a curated record
AUAUAUCGUGUUAUCUGAUUCGGGAACGAUAGCAUAGCAAAACGCCGCCAGUCUCAGUCGUGAAAGUGAGGCCGAGAAGCCAUGGCAGUGAGAAUGAAUUGCUCCUUACAAACCACCCUUUCCCUUUUCUCCCUCCGUCCCCGAGCUUCUCACCUCAACCUCAAGCAUCAUCUGCAUUUGGGUCAAACGCCGCCGCCACAUUCUCGUGGAGCUUUGUUCUGCAGCACCACAAGCGUCAAUACCUCUCCCUCAAACGAUGAAUCCUUCGUCCUCACCACCCCUCUCUACUACGUCAAUGCCCCUCCCCACAUGGGUAGCGCUUACUCCACCAUAGCCGCCGACGCCAUUGCUCGCUUCCAGAGGCUAUUGGGGAAGAAAGUUAUAUUUAUUACUGGCACGGAUGAGCAUGGUGAGAAAAUUGCAACUGCUGCCAUGGCCCAGGGUUCCACCCCUCGAGACCAUUGCGAUCUCGUAUCACAAGCUUACAAGACGCUUUGGAAAGAUCUAGAUAUUUCUUAUGACAAGUUCAUCAGAACAACUGAUAGCAAGCAUGAAGCAAUCGUGAAGGAGUUUUAUUCGAGAGUGCUUGCCAAUGGUGAUAUUUACCGAGCUGAUUAUGAGGGGCUUUAUUGUGUAAACUGCGAGGAAUAUAAGGAUGAGAAGGAACUGCUUGAUAAUAAUUGCUGUCCAGUGCACCAAAAGCCCUGUGUUUCAAGGAAAGAGGACAAUUACUUUUUUGCACUGUCAAAAUACCAGAAGUCAUUGGAGGAAACUUUGAAUACAAAUCCGAAUUUUGUGCAGCCAUCUUACCGUUUGAAUGAGGUUCAAAGCUGGAUCAAAAGUGGCCUGAAGGACUUUUCUGUUUCCCGAGCAUUAGUUGAUUGGGGCAUCCCUGUACCUAAUGACGAGACCCAGACUAUAUAUGUAUGGUUUGAUGCUUUAUUAGGCUAUAUAUCUGCACUAUCUGAUGAUCAAGAACAGCCUGAUUUACUAAAUGCUGUUUCUUCAGGUUGGCCAGCUUCACUGCACUUGAUUGGUAAGGAUAUUCUACGCUUCCAUGCUGUUUACUGGCCCGCUAUGCUAAUGUCUGCUGGACUAAGCCUUCCCAAAAGGGUAUUUGGACAUGGAUUCUUGACGAAGGAUGGCAUGAAGAUGGGAAAGUCGCUAGGGAAUACGCUUGAACCAAUUGAUUUAGUAAAUAAAUUCGGGACAGAUGCAGUAAGGUACUUCUUCCUCCGAGAGGUGGAAUUUGGCAAUGAUGGGGACUAUUCGGAGGAACGCUUCAUCAAUAUCGUAAAUGCACAUCUUGCCAACACAAUUGGAAAUCUUCUUAAUCGUACACUAGGACUUCUAAAGAAGAACUGCCAAUCAACUCUGGUGGUGGAUUCUACUGCAGCUGCAGAAGGAAAUGCUUUCAAGGACAAUGUAGAGAGCCUGGUUGAUAAAGCUCGUAUUCACUAUGAAAAUCUCUCCCUCUCAUCAGCUUGUGAGGCUGUUAUGGAGAUUGGUAAUGUUGGCAAUUCCUACAUGGAUGAACGCGCACCAUGGUCUCUCUUUAAGCAAGGGGGUGCUGCCUCUGAAGCAGCUGCUAAGGACCUUGUUAUUAUAUUAGAGACCGUGAGGAUUAUCGCAAUUGCACUAUUUCCCGUUACCCCGAGCUUGAGUUGGAGAAUAUAUGCACAGCUUGGCUAUUCCAGGGACCAAUUUGAUGCAGCAACCUGGAGUGACACCACGUGGGGUGGUCUUAAGGGUGGCCAGGUCAUGGCUCAGCCUAAACCAAUUUUUGCUAGGAUUGAAAACCAAACUGAAGUGGAAGACAAAGGGGUUGCAGUGGGGAAGAGUGUUAAAAGUAAAGGGAAGUUGAAACAAGCUCAAGAAGUCGCUGGAGCUUAGAGGCCUUUUCCUGUAUCCGGAUCCUCUCAUGUCAUAUUACAAGACAUUGUAAUGAGAAACCUUCUGUCUAUCUUUCUCUUCAUAAUUAUGCAGAGUUCUAAUUAUUUAAUAGGUAUGUAUAGAGAAAUAGACACAAAAUUUCAAUAUCUCAUGUAAAGUUUCCACAUGAGGAUCUUGAUUUUUUCCCCUUUUCUAAAUUCUUUUAGUUUUCACAAA